AUGCUCUGUUUUUGCGACAAAACGCAAGGAUACAAAACAUAUGACUGGUGGCAACAGAGUAUUGUUUAUCAAAUUUAUCCACUAUCUUUUAAAGAUUCUAAUGGAGAUGGUUAUGGUGAUAUAAAUGGAAUUUUUGAAAAAUUAGAUUACAUCAAAGAUAUCGGGGUGGACAUUAUUUGGGUUCAACCUUUUUAUAAGUCACCUAUGCUUGACCUGGGUUACGAUGUCGCUGACUACAGAGUCGUGGAUUCUUUGUUUGGCACACUGGAUGAUUUCAAGAAUUUAAUCAAAAGAACUCAUGAAAAAGGAAUGAAAUUGAUCAUUGACUUUGUGCCCAAUCACUCGAGUGAUCAAUGUGAAUGGUUCAAACUCGCGCUGCAAGGUGUUGCGCCUUACAAGGAUUAUUAUACCUUCAAAGAUGCUAAGAAGAUCAACGAAACUCAUUUCACGUAUCCAAAUAACUGGCGUAGUAUUUUUGGUGGUGGCUCUGCCUGGACAUGGAGUGAAGAGAGGAAGCAGUACUUUUACCAUAUGUUUUCUGUAAAGCAACCAGAAUUCGAUCUCCGAAACCCUUCACUUUUGCGAGAGUUCGAAAGUGUAAUGAGGUUUUGGCUGGAUAUGGGUGUGGAUGGGUUUAGGAUUGACGCUGCGUUCUUCUUACUGGAGGCAGCCCAUUUCAAAGAUGAACCUGCGAUUGACGGCUCAAAGAAUGAGAACGAUUUUUUCAACCUGGACCACAUUUACACGCUCGCUCAACCAGGGAACUACGAUUUAGUAAAAUCGUGGGCCUCCUUACUUCAUGAGUAUAAGAAGAAAGAUGGUCAUACUAGGUUGACCUGUCCCGAAGACUAUGGUACCCCGGACAUUCUAAAAGAAUAUUUAGGAAAUGAGACACAUCCUGGUGCUCAGCUUGCUUUCUACAACCGACUUGUGCACCUUCUGACUCCAAAUACCAACUCCUCGGGUGUUGAAAAAUGGGUUCGCAGUAUGAUAGAUAACUUCCCAGAAGGGUAUUACAAUUGGGUGAUAGAAAAUCACGAUAAUCCUAGAGUAAGCUCGCGAUUCAAUCCUGAGAGCGUUGACUCUUGGAACAUAUUUACACUUCUCUUACCAGGAAUUGCGACGAUUUACUACGGCGGCGAGUUGGGUUUGGAGGACAUAAAUCCAAGACCGGAUCAAAAACGAGACCCUAACAAUGGUGUGAAUUCACUGGAGAAUCGUGACGCUUCUAGAGGCCCAAUGCUCUGGGAUGACACUCGGAACGCUGGUAGGGAACCCUCCCCACAUAUACAGGGUUUUCAGGUGGAUGCACCUUUUACACCUCGCUAG
This is a messenger RNA of Bemisia tabaci, 1329 nucleotides long. The record is from RefSeq and is a predicted model, not a curated record. NCBI's taxonomy places the organism in Eukaryota, Metazoa, Arthropoda, Insecta, Hemiptera, Aleyrodidae.